GUUUACAUGCUGCUGGUCACAUGAUCAGUGAUUAGUUUGUGUGUUUGUGUUAUGUUUAGCUGUAAGUGUACUGAAAUUCGGGGUGUUUGUUUGAAUCCGAAUAGUCUUUUGUAGAUUUUAUUUAGUGAAAUGCGUUGUUAAUUUCAAUAUUUGCAUUGUUUCGCAGCAAUCAAGCUCCAAGUGUUCGUGAAGUUGAUCAUUUCGCAUCUGGAUUCUUCUCAAUGUAUUCUAAGAAAAUUUUAUUAUGCAGCAGUAAUUAUGCGAGUAAAAGAGUCAGCUGUUUGUCUCAAAUCGCUCGAUAUCUUCGUAUGCAGCCGAUCAACAACGAAAUCGACGAGAAUAAUGUUAAAUUCAAAAAUAAUUACUCGAAAAUGAAAGAAUUUUUAGUCACGUUCGACGAGAUAACGAAACAAAAUGUAUUCAAUCGUAAUGAGAAAACCGUCAAGCUGCACCGGUCCAGAAACAAGCAGAUGAUUAGGGAAAGAAUAGAUAAGUUGAUCGACGAAGGAACCGCAUUCUUGGAACUCUCGCAGAUGGCCGGUUACAAAAUGUAUCCCGGAGAAGAUCUACCUUCCGGCGGAAUUGUUACAGGGAUUGGUAAAAUAUCAGGACUGGAUUGCAUGAUUAUUGGAAACGAUGCUACGGUUAAAGGAGGAACGUAUUAUCCGAUCACUGUUAAGAAACAACUCAGAGCUAUGGAGAUCGCCGAUCAGAACGGAUUAGCUUGCAUUUAUCUCGUCGAUUCCGGCGGUGCCAAUGUCAAGCGUCAAGCUGAAGUGUACGCCGAUAAGGAACACUUUGGUAGAAUAUUCUAUUAUCAAGCUUUACUCUCUGCCAAAGGUAUUUCGCAAAUAGCUGCUAUUGUCGGAAUGUGUACCGCUGGAGGAGCGUAUAUUCCGUCCAUGUGCGACGAAAGUGUCAUCGUUAAAAACAACGGAACUUUGUAUCUAGCUGGACCACCUCUCGUCGAAGCUGCAACCGGUGAAGUUGUCAGUGCUCAAGAACUCGGCGGUGCUGAUCUCCACUGCAGAACAUCCGGCGUAACCGAUCAUUUCGCUGAAAACGAAGACCACGCUAUGGAUAUCGUGAAACGAAUCGCUGCCAGGAUUAAAAACGAGAAAAAAGGCUCCCUUGUACCCACCAACGUAUCAGAAAUACCACGUAUUCCGCCCAGGCCUCCGUUAUACCCUAGUCAUUAUCUGUAUGGGCUUACCGAUGUUAAUAGAAAAGAUACUUUCGAUGUUAGACAAAUAAUCGCUUGCGUAGUCGACGGAUCAGAAUUCGACGAAUUCAAAGAAACAUUCGAUGAGAAUUUAGUUACCGGAUUCGCGCGUGUGAAUGGUUACCUGACCGGUAUUAUUGCCAAUAAUGGGGUGAUGUUAUCCGAAUCCGCUAUUAAAGGCGCUCAUUUUAUCCAAUUAUGCUGUCAACGUAAAAUACCGAUAAUAUUUCUUCAAAAUGUAACAGGUUUUAUGGUGGGUAAAGAGUACGAAGCCAGCGGAAUCGCCAAACACGGCGCUAAACUCAUAACAGCCUUGUCGUGCGCUCAAGUGCCCAAAAUCACCGUCAUAAUAGGGGCUUCUUACGGUGCAGCUAAUUUCGCCAUGUGCGGUAGAGCUUUCAAUCCUAGGUUCCUGUUCUCGUGGCCGAAUUCAGAAAUUGCCAUCAUGGGAGGAGAGCAAGCUGCGAAUAUGUUGAUAAGGGUUUCCAAGUUGAACGAAGAAGAAAAAGGUAAACUUAAACAGCAAAUCUUGAACCAAUUUCAAGAAGAAAGUCAAGCAUACUAUGCGAGCGCCAGAUUGUGGGAUGACGGUGUCAUAGAUCCGGCCUCCACCAGGGAUAUAUUAUCGUUGUGUUUGAGUAUUUGUCUAAAAGCACCUAUACCGGAUCGACCUCAAUAUGGCAUUUUUAGGAUGUGAUGAUGAACGAUGAUUUAUUUCGGAUACCUUCCUACCGCGAGAAGUGGUAUGAAUUAAAUCGGGGCGAAAAUUUAAAAAAGAUUAACGAUCUUUGUGAUAUCAAUUAACACGUAACUUACGGUAUCGUUGAUCGUUGUAAUUUGCUCAGGCCGCAGCCACAAUUGGUAUACUUAACGGGUUUCUUUGUUGU
Messenger RNA from Planococcus citri (citrus mealybug), 2109 nucleotides. It is a transcript of the gene Mccc2, whose product is annotated as methylcrotonyl-CoA carboxylase subunit 2. Gene Ontology annotation, biological process: L-leucine catabolic process. Gene Ontology annotation, cellular component: mitochondrion; methylcrotonoyl-CoA carboxylase complex. NCBI's taxonomy places the organism in Eukaryota, Metazoa, Arthropoda, Insecta, Hemiptera, Pseudococcidae. Gene Ontology annotation, molecular function: methylcrotonoyl-CoA carboxylase activity. The coding region runs from base 222 to 1919 and encodes 565 amino acids. The transcript has 13 exons. The record is from RefSeq and is a predicted model, not a curated record.